CCAGUAAUUGCACUUUAUUCAACGCCACUACACCAACAACUGCAACCUCCUCCUCACCCUCCUCUUCCUCUACCACACUAUAAACCCCUUCUCUUGUAUUUAAAUAUAACUUGAAUACCCAACCUCAAGUGUCCGACUUUGAGCUUCAUUCUGUAACUCCUCACCCUCACCCUAAACCUCAAAGUAGAACCAAAUAAACCAAAAGGAAAAUGGCAAAGAAAACCACCCUCCAGCAGUUUGAGUCGGUCUUCCCGAAACUUCAGGAAGACCUUCUAGCUACCGCGAAGCAGUACAAUCUGCCCCAGGAGCAGCAGGAUUGGUAUAAGAAGAUGCUCGAGGUCAACGCAGUAGGUGGAAAAUGCAAUCGGGGCAUGUCAGUUCCUGACUCUGUGUCUCUGCUCCUCAACAAAGAAUUAUCUGAAGAAGAGUACUUCCAUGCUGCUACGCUAGGCUGGCUGAUUGAACUCCUUCAAGCAUUCUUCCUUGUCUCAGAUGAUAUCAUGGACGGUAGCAUUACACGGCGUGGAAAGCCAUGUUGGUAUCGUCAGGAAGGUGUCGGUAUGGUUGCCAUCAACGACGCUUUCCUGCUCGAGUCCGCCAUCUACACUCUACUCAAGAAGCACUUCAGAUCUCACCCAUCGUAUCUCCCCAUGAUUGAGCUAUUCCAUGAGACAAGCCUGCAGACCGAAUUCGGCCAGCUAUGCGAUCUUCUCACUGCCCCGGAGGACGUAGUGAACCUGGACAACUUCAGCUUAGAGAAGUACACCUUCAUCGUCAUCUACAAGACCGCCUAUUACAGCUUUUACCUGCCAGUUGCUCUGGCCCUACACCAGCUCAACAUCGCCACCCCUAAGAACCUAAAGCAGGCCCAUGAUAUUCUGAUCCCCAUGGGCGAGUACUUCCAAGUUCAAGAUGACUACCUAGACAACUUCGGUCUCCCUGAGCACAUCGGCAAGAUCGGCACUGAUAUCCAAGACAACAAGUGCUCGUGGCUGGUAAACAAGGCUCUGGAGAUCGCAACACCUGAGCAGCGUAAAGUACUUGAGGAGCACUACGGAAAGAAGGACAAGGCCCACGAAGCCGAAGUCAAGAAGCUUUACGACGACCUGAAGCUCGAGAAAAUCUACGAGGAUUUCGAAGAGAAGAGUGUCACUAAGAUUAGAGCUUUGACAGCUCAAUUGGACGAGAGCGAAGGCCUGAAGAAGGAAGUCUUUGACGAGUUCUUGCAGAAGAUCUACAAGCGAAGCAAAUGAGCUUCUCAAAUUUUGAGAAAUAAGAGUCUUCGUUAGGGGUUAGUUGGUCUGUUUCGAUUUCGGAUAUGAAGCGAGGGAAAGCAUUCCUCCUCACUUGACGCAAGAUGUUAAUGCGGAAUAUCAUUAGAUGUUGACUACAAGUUUUUGGAAGAAACAAUGAAAAAAUAAUAAAUAAAAAUAAU
Messenger RNA from Hypoxylon fragiforme, 1435 nucleotides. Its product is annotated as terpenoid synthase. The record is from RefSeq and is a predicted model, not a curated record. Gene Ontology annotation, cellular component: cytoplasm. Gene Ontology annotation, biological process: trans, trans-farnesyl diphosphate biosynthetic process. Lineage: Eukaryota; Fungi; Ascomycota; Sordariomycetes; Xylariales; Hypoxylaceae. The transcript has 2 exons. The coding region runs from base 210 to 1253 and encodes 347 amino acids. Gene Ontology annotation, molecular function: (2E,6E)-farnesyl diphosphate synthase activity; dimethylallyltranstransferase activity.